This is a messenger RNA of Cydia fagiglandana, 1395 nucleotides long. RefSeq lists its product as uncharacterized. Gene Ontology annotation, biological process: proteolysis. The transcript has 11 exons. NCBI's taxonomy places the organism in Eukaryota, Metazoa, Arthropoda, Insecta, Lepidoptera, Tortricidae. The record is from RefSeq and is a predicted model, not a curated record. Gene Ontology annotation, molecular function: serine-type endopeptidase activity. The coding region runs from base 1 to 1395 and encodes 464 amino acids.
AUGAACACAAUUAAACUACUAGCUGUAAUAUACGUGCAAACCUGCCAUGGAGUUUACUGGGACCAGAUACAUUGCCAGCUGGAUCUGGAGACGACCGUGCCAGAAGGAACAGUGCCCAAGGAACAGAUCGGCCGGUUCCCCUGGAUUGGAGUCAUUCAGCAUGAUUUCUUAAUGGCAGAGAAGCUGCGGUCUGCCAUCACAGCCGCUGUUCUCAUCCAUCCAGCGUACGCGCUUGCGCCAGCAGAGGACAUGGCCAAAAUUGACCGGAAGACCAUCACGAACACGACGCAUUUCAUACUAUGGUUCAGCGACACGUUGAAACAUGUCAUGGGGGUCGAAGAUUACGUGAUGCAUCACGAGUACGAGCUGGAGAAGACUUACGCCAGCAUCGCUUUGGUGGAGAUUAUCCCUCAUGGAGCCACUAAUAGAGGACACCCUUCUGUCGUUUUCCCGAUUUGCCUGCCCUACAAAGGCAGUGGCACCUUCGAGAACCUGUACGUUGUAAGAAUGACAGACGCGACGGGUGAGCUGAUGAAAGAACUCACCAAAGUGAAUUACGUUGAGAAGGAGGAUUGUGACGGUUUUUACGAUAAAGCUGAGCUAAACUACGAGCUGAUGGUGCCAUCUGAGGCAAUCUGCGCCACGGCUCAGGCCCAGCAGCCCGCCUGCGUGUGGGACGGCGGCGCGCUGCUGGUCUCCAGGAGGGUCGACAGCUGGAUACUGCUCGGUUUUGGCGUACGCGGGCCGGGCUGCGGUGCGCCGGCGCGCUUCAUCAGCGUGUUCAACCACAUAGAGUGGAUCGACAUUCAAAUAACCGCCAUACCGGCCGAAAGAGCGGGGGAAGACACUGGCUAUAUACUGCGAUCCGUGUCACCCAUCGAAAUUGUUAUGUAUAGACCGGGCGAGCAUGCCAAGACGGAAGAGGGACAGUGCCAGGUGACCAAAUCUAAAACCGUAAUAUACAGAGACUCGUCUGAAGUUCUCCUCACCAACAACUACGGCCGGGGCUACUUCUUUAUGUCAAUAGCCGAUCAAGCGGACUUCUCCUGUGUGGUGGUGUCCCUGCACUGCAACCAGCGCUCCAACGCCGCCAUGUGGGUGGAGCACCAUUGUUACCGCGACGUGUCCGGCUCCCACAGAGGGCAGGACAAAAAACGCCUCCAAUGCUACAAAUACUUCAAGAGCACAGCAUACAUCGAGUUCCGCUUCACGUUCUCUUACCUCGCAGAGAUCGAGGUCAAGGUCUUCGGCAGCCGCGUCGAGGAGCCCUCACCACCUGUGGACCCUUGGGCGGGCGAGAUGACUACCCUCGCGUGGUGGCCGACGGAUGGAGAGAGGCACGGCUUCCGAUGGGGGUUGUUUGUGCCUGUCGAUGCUUGGUGGUACUGGAUGUAA